GUCAAUGUCAAUGGAACGUUGGUGACACUGGGACCACUCAGGGAAACCUGUGGUUGGAAGAGAUGUGACAUCACUUGAGGUUUUGUAGCGGCUGUUAAAAAGCAAAUCACUGAAGCCCAUCACUCACUAUGGUUCUGUGUCAAACUCAGAUCCUAUUAAGAAAAGUCAACCAAUUCAACACAUUACUCAGAGCUUGAGAUAUUUGACAGCCGUAGAGCAUGCACUGGGAGAAAUCUCCUUCCUCAGGGCUGCCUGAUGAAAAGCCAUAUCAAGGGGUGCGAGUCCGAGACCCAGUCAAAGAGUUGCUGAGGAGGAAACGAGGACUGCUUCUCCACAAUGCCAAGACAGUGCCCCCUAGAGUGGUAGGGGUCCCAAACAACAACUUGCCUUCAUAUGCACAGCUUGGGACUUCCGGGUUUGAAGUGGCUAAUAGCCUAUCCAAUGACUCCUCCACAGUCAAUGAUGGUGGCCUCUGUGCAGGUUGGAUAGCCCAGCCUGCAGCUACUGCUCUCCAGCCCAUUAACCAUUGGUCCUACCCAGAGUACCUCCAGCAGUAUGACCCCACCACCACAACCACCACCACCCUGCCCCUCACCACUGACAUGUACAUGCAGCCAAUGUGUCCCAGCUACACCGUGGUGGGUCCAUCCUCCAUGCUCACCUACACACACACGCCUCUCUUUACCAACUUCGGGACCCUAGCACCAACAUCCACAGCCCUACCGCAAGUGGACCUCCAGGACUCAGUGCUGACUUAUAUCCCAUGGGCCCAGCCGCUAUCCACCAUCCCUACAUCGGGUGUGCAGUUUGCCUCUCACCCUGCCUCUCUGGCUGGGUCUCAGCUGCUUCCCAUGUCCAUGCCAGUGACCCCCACCAUGCACCAGCAGGACCCUCAGCCGCAGCCCCUGGAGCAGAGCCCUGCUGGGGCUGAAGAACCCAACCCUCUGGAGAAACUUCUGGAAGACCAGGAUCAGGACGACAAAUACACAUAUGUGAACAGUUCCUCAAUCUUCAUCCCCAGUGUCUAAGAUAUAUCAGGAUGCACCAGUCAUAAGCAUUAAUGAAAUGCUUCCACAAUGCUUAUGGAUGUGUUAUGUAUGGGUUAUAAAUGAAUGUAUUAUGUAGGUACCCCUUAUAUUUCCAUUGCUCAGAAUUCAGGUUAAUAUACAGUAUGUUUGUAGUUAUACUAUCCUUUAUGUUGUAAUGUACAUUGAAGUACUGUGAAUUGCUUUUUUUAUGAUGAAAAAGGGAACAGUGUUUCUAUUCUAUCAUUUACUAAAAAAAUGUUUUGCUGAAAAAUAACUGCUGUCAUGUAUUAUAGAUGCUGUAACUGAAAGAUAUGCAUUGAUUGAUUCGUCCCGAAUCAUGCUAAAAGUUUAAAUGUAUUUUUAUUUCAAUUACUUGUAAGGUAUUUAUUUGUUUUAAGAAGUACCUCCUUUCUGACAGCCAUAAUAUAAUACAGUUGUUUUAAAAGUAGUUACUCUGAGAUGUGUAUUCAAAUAUUUGUAAUAGUUUCCUAAUGUCAUUCAAUUGUUAAAUCAACCCAUAUUUAUAUUUAUCUAGGGUCUGCUUUGAAGAGUAUUUGGCAUAAAACAUGAAAAGCUCAUGUCGUUUCCUGUUGCCUUGCUCUCUCUUGCCGUUAUCUUUUGCAGUCGGAAGUUAUGGCUUUCAGUUAACUAUGGUACUGGAUUGGGAAAGCCCAGGGUUCUCUGUUUAUCUGGCUGUCCCAUCAGUACCCCCCAGGCCCCAGGGGCAACCGACAGAGACAGGGCUCUGCAGUAAAUCUGCCACACCCACCUGAAGCACACCGACUACUGCAGGUCUAAGGUCCAGCAAGACUGUGUGUUUGUGUUCAUUCAGUUUAUUGGUUUGUGUUUGGAGAAAUGUUGCAUACAGAAGUGUUAUGUGUUAUAUGUUCAAUGUUUUAAAAAAAGCCAUGUUACAUUACAGUAUUUAGAAAUCCUGAAGAGUCUGUGAGGCUUCAAAAUGUAUUAUGUCAAACAUAUUAUGUCAAUAAUAGUCAAACCUCUGCUCUUUCUGUUUCUAUUUAAUUAAAGUUAACUUAUAAAUUCAUUUUAAUGCCAUUACUCAAUAUAUGAUUCUAAUAGGAUUAUAAUAACAUUAUGAUUUUCAGUUGAGGAUAAAACAGAAAAUUAUAUCUUUUUAUCUUAUCCAAAUGAUGUACGAAAUGAAACACAGCUAGCAGUGGGGCGUAAUAAAAGUGUUUUAAACUCCAAAUAAAUC
Molecule: messenger RNA, 2244 nt
Organism: Coregonus clupeaformis (lake whitefish)
Lineage: Eukaryota; Metazoa; Chordata; Actinopteri; Salmoniformes; Salmonidae
Product: POU domain class 2-associating factor 1
Exons: 5
Coding region: 219-1028 (269 amino acids)
Biological process (GO): positive regulation of transcription by RNA polymerase II
Cellular component (GO): RNA polymerase II transcription regulator complex
Molecular function (GO): DNA binding; POU domain binding; transcription coactivator activity
Source: RefSeq, a predicted model, not a curated record